AUGGAGCGAAAAAGUUCAUCGCCAAUGGCCCCCACCUUCAUGGUCUCCGCACCGGGAAAAGUGAUUGUCUUCGGCGAACACGCAGCAGUAUACGACAAGCCAGCCAUUGCAGCUGCAAUCUCACUGAGAUCCUACCUCUUAGUGACAACCCUCUCGAAGUCCCAACGUACCGUCAAGCUCAAUUUCAGAGAUAUCGGCCUGGACCACACAUGGAAGAUCGAUACUCUCCCAUGGGAUGUAUUCCAACAACCAAUCAAAAAGAAAUUCUACUACUCGCUAGUCGACUCCCUGGACCCAGAGCUCCUCGAAGCAAUAAAACCGCACGCAGAAGCGGUAUCCAAAGACCUCCCAGAGAAACAACGCAAGAUCCACAUCCGAUCCGCAACAGCCUUCCUCUACCUCUUCCUCUCGCUAAGCUCACCCGAAAGCCCAGGCUUCAUCUACACCCUGCGCUCAACAAUCCCAAUUGGCGCCGGUCUGGGUAGUAGCGCAAGCGUCUGCGUCUGUCUAAGUGCAGCCCUGCUCCUCCAAAUCCGCACUCUCGCAGGACCCCACCCAGACCAACCACCGGAAGAAGCAGAGACCCAAAUCGAGCGGAUCAACCGGUGGGCGUUUGUGGGCGAGCUGUGUACACAUGGUGAUCCCAGUGGGAUAGAUAAUACCGUCUCGGCCAGUGGGAAGGCGGUCGUGUAUCAGAGGAACGGCGCCAAUGCACCCACCGUCACGCCUCUGACUAAAUUCCCGAAACUGCCUCUCCUCUUGAUUGAUACGCAGCAUGCACGCUCAACGGCGACACAGGUUGACAAAGUGCGAGGGCUUAGGGCGAACCAUGAGCAAUUGACGGAGUCGAUUCUAAAUGGGAUUGGGCAGCUUACGGCUUCGGCGUUGAAGCUUAUUACAUCGCCCGGUUUUGAUAGUCGGGAUGGAAUCUCCCGGACUCUCGAUCAUCUUGGGACAUUGAUCCGUGUUAAUCAUGGAUUCCUGGUUUCACUGGGCGUGUCUCAUCCGCGUCUUGAGCGGAUCCGUGAACUGGUUGAUUAUACUGAUAUUGGGUGGACGAAGUUGACAGGUGCUGGGGGUGGUGGAUGUGCUAUUACGCUUUUUAAGCCGGAUGUGCGGGAGGAGACUGUUCAGGAGCUUGAGCGGGAUCUUGCUGCUGAGGGGUUCCGGAUAUAUGAGACUGUGCUUGGGGCUGAUGGGGUUGGGGUGCUGUGGCCUGCUGUUUUCCGGACUGAGGGGGGGGAAGAGAAAUUUGAGAAUGCGCCUGGGGCUAAGGGGAUUGAGGAGCUUGUUGGAGUUGGGGUGCAUGAGAAUCGUGAGGGGUGGAAGUUUUGGACGCGAUAUAUCUAG
Messenger RNA from Penicillium canescens, 1350 nucleotides. RefSeq lists its product as uncharacterized. Gene Ontology annotation, cellular component: cytoplasm. The coding region runs from base 1 to 1350 and encodes 449 amino acids. Gene Ontology annotation, biological process: ergosterol biosynthetic process; isoprenoid biosynthetic process. Lineage: Eukaryota; Fungi; Ascomycota; Eurotiomycetes; Eurotiales; Aspergillaceae. The record is from RefSeq and is a predicted model, not a curated record. The transcript has 2 exons. Gene Ontology annotation, molecular function: mevalonate kinase activity; ATP binding.